Messenger RNA from Paramecium pentaurelia, 1581 nucleotides. The record is from the annotation of a GenBank genome assembly. NCBI's taxonomy places the organism in Eukaryota, Ciliophora, Oligohymenophorea, Peniculida, Parameciidae.
AUGUAAAAACAAAGAAUGAUAGAAAAUGAAAAAGAUCUUUUUUGUUAAAAUAACCAUUCAUAACCUGUUUUAAUGAUUGAUUUAGAUCCUAGUUUAAUAUUAAAUUAAAAGCUUUUGUGUUAAGAAUGCAUUACAUUUAUGAAACAGAAAUCAAGCACUAUUGGAUUUUAGAAAGCUAUUGAAAUGAUUGAGAAAAAUCGUUAAGAAUUUUAGGAAUUCUUAGAAAAUAUGAUUAAUAUAGAAAUCAUAAAUGUUGAAUCAUUAAAAAAUCAAAUCAUCAACUUGAAGUCUUAACUAGUUUUAUAAUUAGAUCAAUUACUAAGAAAUACAAAGGAUUGGAUAGAUAACUUAUAAUCUAUAGUUUUAUAAUACUCAAAUUAUAGCUUCUUCAAAGAAUUAGAUUCAAUAAUACUAAAUUAAUAUUCAAUUAAAAAUGAUAAGUUAGAUUUAUCUAAUUAGAUUACAUCAUUAAACAAUGCUAGGAGCAAUAAAAGUAAACUUUGGUUAACAUAAUUCGAAAAAUUUCCAUAGUAUCAAAAUUGUAUUGAAAUAUUGAAUAGAAUAGAGGAAUCUUAAAAGUUAAUUCAAUAAUAAUUUUAAUUAAGUCCAAAAUAAUUAGAAUUUAUUAAUGAUUCUAAAGAAUAAAAAGAAAAAUGCAGAGCUAUUGCAUUUGAUCCAACAGGGAAAAUAAUGGUUUCAACAAGUGAUAAUGAGAUUAAAAUAUGGAAUUUUGAUCAUGGAUAAAUCACUUUAACAGAUACACUUGAAGGACACUAAGGGAAUGUUUAUUGUUUAAUAUAUAGUAAGUUUAAGAAUUGUUUUUUUUCUGGAUCUUAUGAUAAUUCAAUUAGAUUAUGGAAAUAAUUAGAUGGUAUUAAUAAAUGGUAAAGUUCUAAACCAUGCUAUCAACAUUAAGAUUUUAUCUAUUGUAUGACCAUAACAGAAAAAGAGGAUUAACUAGUUUCUGGUAGUAAUGAUACAUCAAUUAAAGUAUGGAGGGUAGAUUAUAAUAAUAAUGAAUUGUAAUUUCUCUAUUCUUUAGAAAAACAUACUACUCCUAUUGUGUCCUUAAGUUUAAAUUAAUCAGGAAAUGUAUUAGUUUCUUGUGGGUAUGAUGGGACAAUGAUAAUUUGGCAAAAAAGUAUUCAUGAUUAGUGGGAGUUUUAGUAGGUUGUUAUUAAUACAAUAUAAGAAUAAGGAAGGCAUGUUAAGUUUUUAAAAGAAAAUUAAUUCAUUUGGGUAGCAUAUAAGAGUAAUUAUGUUUGUGUAUUUGAAUAUACAAAUGGUGUUUAUUAAGAAAAUAAAGAGAAGAGAGUUUAAUUUAAAAAAGAUAAUAAAGGAUUAAUAAAUUGGGCAUUCUUCCCUAUUAUUUAUAAUAAAGAUAAAAAUCUUAUAUGUUUAAGACAUGUAUUCCAUAUUUGUAUACUCAAAGAACAAAAUGAUGGCAAAUUGAUAAGUAUUUAAGAAUUGGAUAAUUAAAAUUAAGGUUGUUAUGGAGCAAUAACAAGUAAUGGAUAAUAUUUAACAUAUUGGGGAGGCAAGAAUAGCAAAUAUGAAACUUAUGAAAUAUUAUAUUAAUGA